CCCUCGGUCCAAGUGGUCCAAGUUAAAUAUUAAACAUUACCAGUCUUUGCAGCGAUAUCUGUGUACCUUUUUUUUCGUGCCGAAUCGGCGAAAUAAACAAACCGUUUCACAAAAACGCAUCAGCAAGUACCUCGCAAAAAUGACAUACUGCAAGUUGUUCUUUUGUUUCGCACUGUUCAUUGUGUCGGUCUUCGCCGAAAAGGAUGCAUCGAAAGCGGCUGAAAACGAGAGGGUGAAGAAAGCGGUAGUAAUCCCACCACCUGGUUCAGUUGCGGCAACUUACGGAUACUACGGCAGUCCUUAUAGCGGUUUAUACGGUAGCCCUUAUAACACCUUAUACGGCCAAGCUUACGGUUACCCAUACGGAUUGCACGACGAUGGCAAGUACCACCAUCACGCGGCUAAGUACGACGACGGCAAGUACCAUCAUCACGUGGGUAAGUACGACGAUGGCAAAUACCAUCCCGGAAAAUACGACGAUGGCAAGUACUACCCUGGAAAGUACGACAAGGCAACGGUGGCCACAGCAGUGUAUAACAAGCCGUAUUUGACCGGGUACAACGGGUACAACUAUGGUUACAACGGUUACAACGGUUACAACAACGGAUACAACCUCGGUUACAACGGCUAUAACAACGGAUACAACUACGGUUACUACGGCGGAUAUCCGUACGCUCACUAUCCUUACAACCACCAAUACAACAACCACUACGCGUCAUAUCCAUACGUAUACUAAGCCGGCCUUUUCAUCCGAACAAUUUUGUUUGACAGUUUAUCUUCUUCGAUCCCACAAAACACUAUUGUUACCACACAUAAAAAUAAUAUACUUUUGUGUCAACCGUUAUAAUGAUUGUUCUGUAUUCAAUUUGCUUUAUAAGUUUAAUAGAGUUUAUUUUAAUAUAAAAAUGUACUUUGUAAUAUUUAAACUUGAAAGAAUUCCGUCAGAUUUUAACGUGAAUAAACAUUUUAGAUAUUG
Messenger RNA from Rhopalosiphum maidis (corn leaf aphid), 976 nucleotides. Its product is annotated as prisilkin-39-like. Lineage: Eukaryota; Metazoa; Arthropoda; Insecta; Hemiptera; Aphididae. The transcript is spliced from 3 exons. The record is from RefSeq and is a predicted model, not a curated record. Bases 140 to 736 code for a protein of 198 amino acids.